UGGAGGAGCAGAGACACACACAGUGCGUGCAGCCCUCGCUGCUGCUGCCGGGGCUGCUGCUGCUGCUGCUGCUGUUGCUGUUGCUGCUGCUGCUGCUGCUGCUGCUGCUGGAGUUGUCUCUGCUGCUUUCCCUGCUGCAGCAGCACAAACGUGACUUCCAACAUUUUUAUUUAUCUUCUCCUUUCAACCCCUUUCCUUUUCCAAGAUGUAACUACAGCUCUGACACUAAGGACCUGCAGAUCGCUUAGGUGGCUUGAGCAAGAGAAAAGGGGAUAUCAAGGGCGUCGUUUUUUGUGUUUAGGGGGAAAUUUUCCAUUAUAAUGUUUCACUAAAGUGAUUUUUUUUUGUUUCCUUCGCAUUCGUCUCUUUUUUUUUUUUUUUUUUUUCAUCCCCCAUAUCUCGGAUUUAUUGCUAGGAGAAUCACAUUGUGAGGAAAGAAAGUCGGAUUACAAGAUACCACUACAAACAACCCCCUCCCCCAGGAUUUUUCAGUAUUUUUUUUUAAUUGUCGCGGCUUUAAUUCAUGAAGCAAUUGUCCCCUUUUGCAAUCAGAAUUUGGAUACCAGAAUGAGCAAAGAAAGACCCAAGAGGAAUAUAAUUCAAAAGAAAUACGAUGACAGUGAUGGGAUUCCAUGGUCGGAGGAGAGGGUGGUACGGAAGGUCCUUUAUUUAUCUCUAAAGGAGUUCAAGAAUGCACAGAAGAGGCAACAUGGUGAUGGCAUUAACGGAAGUCUCAAGGCAGUGAAUGGACUUCUCACUAACGGCCAAUCUAAAGGAUUAGGACCGGGAUCAGAACAGCUGGAGAAUGAGAAGGACGAUGCAUCGCAAGUGUCCUCAACGAGCAAUGAUGUUAGUUCUUCAGAUUUUGAAGAAGGGCCCUCAAGGAAAAGGCCAAGGCUGCAAGCACAAAGGAAGUUUGCUCAGUCCCAGCCAAACAGUCCCAGCACAACUCCAAUAAAGAUAGUGGAGCCGUUGUUACCCCCUCCCGCCACUCAGAUUUCUGACCUCUCCAAAAGGAAGCCCAAGACAGAAGAUUUUCUUACUUUCCUCUGUCUUCGAGGUUCUCCAGCUCUGCCCAGCAACAUGGUAUAUUUUGGAAGCUCUCAGGAUGAUGAGGAUGAAGAAGAAGAAGAGGAGGAGACAGAGGACACAAAAACAGCCACAAACAAUGCUUCAUCAUCAUGUCAGUCCACCCCCAGGAAAGGAAAAACACAUAAGCACGUUCCAAAUGGACAAGUUUUCAAUGGGUCUGGCAAAUCAUCGAAGGAGAAAGAACCUGCUCCGAAACACAAAAGCAAAGAGGCCACACCAGGGAAGGAGAGGAACAGCGAACACAAGGCUGAGAGCCGAAAAGACCAGGCUGCUGCUAAUCACCAUCCUACUACAAACACUGGCUCCUCCACGAAAGGGCUCACCGCUAACAACCACCACACUCUUCAUAGAUCGGCUCAGGACUUAAGGAAACAGGUUUCUAAAGUCAACGGAAUCACUCGAAUGUCAUCUCCGAGUGCAAAUGCAGCCAGUGCCAAAAAGAUGAGAGAAGUCAGACCUUCACCGUCCAAAACUGUGAAGUAUACUGCAACAGUGACAAAGGGAACUGUCACAUACACCAAAGCCAAGAAAGAACUGGUCAAGGAAACCAAACUAAAUCACCACAAACCCAGUUCACCUGUCAACCACACAAUCUCAGGGAAAAUAGAAAGUAGCAAUGCAAAAACCCGCAAACAGGUGCUAUCCCUUGGAGCAUCCAAGUCUAACAAUACCGCUGUUAAUGGUGUAAAAGUCAAUGGCAAGUUGAACCAAAAGACAUGCACUAAGGAGGUGGGGAGACAGUUAAGGGAGGGGCUGCGCAAUUCGAAGAGGAGGCUGGAAGAGACGAAUCACAUAGACAAAAUACAGUCGCCCACCAAGAGGAUGAAAGGGGCAGUCAACUUGGCAGAAGCUGCAAGCAAAAGGGCAGCUGUAGAAAAGCCUUUGCUGAAUGGACACCUUAAAAAGGAAGUGCCAGAGAAGAGUUUGGAAAGAAAUAGGCCGAAAAGAGCCACUGCUGGAAAGAAUACGCCAGGGAAACAAGCACAUGGCAAAACAGAAAAUGCCUCCUGUGAAAAUCGUUCUACCUCUCAAGCGGAGUCCUUGCACAAGCCACAAGACUCAAUGGGAAAGCACGAAAAGGGCAGUAGAGGCUGCGAGCUCGACCUGGCCUGCUUCGUCCAGCUGAUUAACGAGAUGGGGGGGAUGCAGCAAGUGACUGACCUCAAGAAAUGGAACAAACUGGCAGACAUGCUGCGCAUCCCCAAAACUGCACAGGACAGGCUGGCCAAGCUGCAGGAAGCCUACUGCCAGUACUUGCUCUCCUAUGACUCCCUCUCCCCCGAGGAGCACAAGAAACUGGAGAAGGAGGUCUUGCUGGAAAAGGAAAUCUUGGAGAAAAGGAAAGGACCUUUGGAGGGACAUUCGGAGAAUGCCUACAAGUUCCAUUCCUUGCCCCGGUUUGAGCCCAAAAACGGACUCAUCAACGGCGUGGUUCACAAAAAUGGCUUCCGCAACAAGUUAAAAGAAGUCGACGUCCCAUUGAAGACGGGCAGGCGGCGGCUCUUCGCUCAGGAAAAGGAGACCACGAGGGAGGACGAGGAUGAGGAGGAGGAGGGAGUUCUUAGCGACUUACACAAGUGUAUAUACAAGGGUAGGUCUGUUUCUUUAACAACCUUUUACCGAACAGCAAGAAACAUCAUGAACAUGUGCUUCACAAAGGAGCCUACAGUAGCUGAAGUAGAGCAAGAAUAUUGGCGGAUAGUGGAGCAGAAAGAUUGCCAUGUAGCAGUGCACUGUGGGAAAGUAGAUACCAACACCCACGGGAGCGGCUUUCCCGUGGGGAAAUCUGAACCAUUUUCAAGGCAUGGGUGGAACCUCACAGUCCUUCCUAAUAAUACAGGAUCCAUCCUGCGACAUCUUGGUGCUGUGCCUGGAGUGACAAUUCCUUGGCUAAAUAUUGGCAUGGUCUUUUCUACCUCAUGCUGGUCUCGAGACCAAAAUCACCUUCCAUACAUUGACUACUUACACACUGGUGCUGAUUGCAUUUGGUAUUGCAUUCCUGCUGCAGAGGAGAACAAACUUGAUGAUGUGGUACAUACCCUGCUGCAAGCCAACGGCACUCCAGGGCUGGAAAUGCUUGAAAGUAAUGUAAUGAUCUCCCCAGAAAUCUUGUGUAAGGAGGGGAUCAGGGUGCACCGUACUGUACAGCAGAGCGGGCAGUUUGUCGUCUGUUUUCCUGGAUCCUUUGUGUCUAAAGUGUGUUGUGGCUAUAGUGUUUCUGAAACAGUGCACUUUGCUACCACCCAGUGGACAAGUAUGGGUUUUAAAACUGCCAAGGAAAUGAAGAGACGACGUAUAGCCAAACCAUUUUCAAUGGAAAAGUUGCUUUAUCAGAUUGCAACAGCAGAAGCAAAAAAGGAAAAUGGACCGACUCUGAGUACGAUAUCAUCACUUCUUGGAGAGCUCAGGGACACAGAGCUGAGGCAGCGGCGGCAGCUUUACGAGGCAGGUCUCCAUUCUUCAGCCCGCUAUGGCAGUCAUGACAGCAGCAGCACGGGGAUGGAUGGAAAGAAAAAGCCUCGAAAGUGGUUGCAGUUAGAAACAUCAGAGAGGAGGUGUCAGAUUUGUCAGCACCUCUGCUAUCUUUCCAUGGUUGUACAGGAGAAUGAAAAUGUUGUCUUCUGCUUGGAGUGCGCCCUGCGGCAUGUGGAAAAACAGAAGUCUUGUCGGGGACUGAAAAUGAUGUAUCGUUAUGAUGAGGAACAAAUAAUCAGUCUAGUCAAUCAAAUCUGUGGAAAAGUAUCUGGUAAAAAUGGCAGCAUUGAGAACUGUAUCAGCAAGCCUACACCAAAAAGAGGACCUCGUAAGAGAGCAACAGUUGACGUGCCAUCAUCUAGGCUUUCAUCCUCCAGUUCAUCCAAAAGUGCUUCAAGUUAAUCCUGAAGAUGCCAACACUCUCAUUUUGUCAAUUUAUAUAUAUUUUUUGUAAUUAUUAUACCAUAGUUUGGAGUACUUGCUGUAGAAUACAAGCUGUCUUUGCACUAGCUCUAAAGAAGAUUUUCUUCUGGUUUUAGAGAACUAAUUUUGUUUUAGCAUUAAACUGUUGAAUUUUUUUUUGUACUUAGGAUAGAUAGAUACAGCAGUCAGAUUUUUUUAAACUGCCGUAUGUUCACUGUUUUAAAACCGGCAAGGGGCUGAUAAAAUAUUAAUUUGUAUUGUCCCUAUGGCUGAAAAAAAAUAAAAAGCCUUUUUGGUAACUGUGAAAAAAAGGCUUUUAACCCAUUUUUGAAUAGGUUAAAGUUUGAUGUCUUUUAUAAUUUGUUCUCCAGUCAUGUGAGCAGAUUUUUCUAGAGAGAAAAGGGAUAGGAGACAAAACUUGAAAGAAAUUGCUUUACUUUGGCUGUCUUUUAUUCUGUCACGGCAAGAUGAGUUUUGUAAUUUUUUAAAUUGGAGAAUACACACUUUCUUUGGGAGGUUAUGGCAGCUGAAGCUGGACUUUGUUUCCUAACUGUAGGCAAAAGGAGGAGAUUUGGAGUAUGUUCUCUUUUACCAGCACAUCACUAUGCAUCUGUUUUGAGGGGGAAAAAUAAAAAAUAAAAAAUAAAAAUAAAAAAGAGAAGGAAAAAAGACUGCCUGCCUUGAGGAGUCAUGUGAGGGAAAACUGUGCCUGAUUUCAUUAGGAAAUCCAUUCUGUUAUUUUUUGGUGCUGUUGGCUACUUUAUCAAAAACCCUUCAAUAGCAUCCUUUAAAAAAAAAAGAAAAAAGAAAAAAAAAAAGUGAUUGAAGCCAUAAGUGCUUCUUUGUCAUAGACGUGCAAUCUUUCUAACAUUCCAUUUCCAUUCCACUGCUGUUUUUCACACCGUACACAGUCAAGCAUUAAUUUUUGUUUUGAAUUUGUUUCAUUAUAUGAUCACUUUUAGAGCCACUAGCAGGUCUGCAUUUUUCCUUUGAAUGUGAAAAUGCAUUUGCUUUCAUCUUGUCUAUUUUUCUCUUCAUGUUGUAACAAAAAAAAAAAAUCACACCUUUUGUACAUAUGCCUGUAAAUUUUUUUAAAUACUUGAGCCUUUUCUUGGGGUGGGGGGAGGGAUGGCAAAGAGACAAGAUGAAGAAAAGCCUUACGUUUCACUUUCUUCAUCGGUUGGAUUGGAUGCUUACAGGGUUUUUCUUGUAACAUUUAUAAGUGCUGCUUACAUCACUGAACAACAACAAAAAAUAAUAAUGGAGUAGCUGUUGCCCUUUUCUGGUUGUGUGUACAGUAUGUGUGGAAUAAAAAAGGGAAAAUGUUUUCACAAACUGUUUUGUUUCAUAAUUGAAUUCAACAAUACCGUAGCUACCCAUAUUGCACUGAGCUUGCCAGUGGUAACUGUCAGGAAAGUCCUAUAAUACAAUUUGUUGGUUGUUGUUGCAGAAGACUGAACUGUUUUGGAAUAUUUAACAAUAACAUAAACAGAGUCAAGUGUUUUCAAAUGUGGUUGUCUGGUUUUUAUGGCCUUGCUGUGUACUUUUCCCUCUUGACAGUAAACUUCUGACUAUGGCUUACAGUUUGACAUUUAAUUUAUUAGCGCUGCUCUGCUCUCUUUCCUUGUAAGGAAAGACUUCAUGUUGUUUAUUGCCAGUUUUUGUUUACUUUCCAGGUUUGUACUACAAGGUUUAAUAAAAAAACAAAACU
Rhea pennata is the source of this 5701-nucleotide messenger RNA. It is a transcript of the gene JARID2, whose product is annotated as jumonji and AT-rich interaction domain containing 2. The record is from RefSeq and is a predicted model, not a curated record. Gene Ontology annotation, biological process: regulation of gene expression; chromatin remodeling. Lineage: Eukaryota; Metazoa; Chordata; Aves; Rheiformes; Rheidae. Bases 568 to 3969 code for a protein of 1133 amino acids. Gene Ontology annotation, cellular component: chromatin; nucleus. The transcript is spliced from 18 exons. Gene Ontology annotation, molecular function: DNA binding.